AUGAAAAAGGAAGACGUGGCCUCUUUCGCCGUUUUGAGAGACAAAAAAAUUGAACCUCUCCAAAAGAAGUACAACGACGCUAUAGAUAAAUACCAGCAAGCUGUCGGCAGGCUUCAAAUGGCUAUAACCGAUUCCAUAAAAGAACACCAGGCUGCCUAUGAAGCUAAGGAAGAUUUUCAAGCUGCUUCGGCUUUUAUCGAUUACAUAAACGCUCUAGUCCUCUACAAUUUCUACUCCGCUCAAGUCACCAAAUUCAACAAAGCCGCCGACACUGUCAAAACCAAUGAACAACGCCUAUUCCUCAAAGACGCUAAGGAGAAAGCAGCCGUACGUGCGUCCGUGCAUUUCAGAAACAUGCAAACCGCCCAAAACUAUCAAGAUCGUUACGGCCGCCGUGCCUUAUAUUUCUAUGAUAUGGUCAAGCAGAAGGAAGAAAAGUAUUUUGACCACUUGAAAGAACGCGACAAUUACAAAUUGUUAGCCGGAAGAGCCAUUGACAAGUUCCGCCUUUCCACAUAUAAGGCUCGUGUGGCUGACAAAAAAGCAGGCGUUGCCCAAGCUAUGAAGGUUGCUCUACUAAAGAAGGUCGAGGACGCCAAACAGGAACUCGAAGCCGCAAGAGGCGAGAAACCCACUCAUGGCCCCUAG
Molecule: messenger RNA, 648 nt
Organism: Plasmopara halstedii
Lineage: Eukaryota; Oomycota; Peronosporomycetes; Peronosporales; Peronosporaceae
Exons: 2
Coding region: 1-648 (215 amino acids)
Source: RefSeq, a predicted model, not a curated record